AGUGUUUUGUUGGCCCAAGCAUUUAAUGCAGGGACGCCUCUAGGGAUUCCCAGAAGACAUGAAGCAGUGCUUCUACGAGGUACUCGGAGUCGAACGAUCGUGCACCCUGGACCAGUUACGGUCGGCGUACAGAAAGCUGGCCCUCAAGCACCAUCCAGACAAGGCGCAACCCGAGGAGCGGAAAGAGGCGACUGAGCGCUUUCAGAUUAUCCUCGAGGCGUACGAGACUCUGAAGGACCCUCACGAGAGAGCCUGGUACGACGCUCACAGGGACCAGAUCCUCCGCGGAGAGGAGGACGUCGAUGGGGAGCCGAAGGCUUCGAAGGUUGCUGUCUGGUCGCUGUUCCGCCGCGGGGCCUUCAAGGAGUUCGACGACUCCCACGAUGGCUUCUACGCGGUGUACCGAGAGGCUUUCGAGACGUUGGCCUCGGAGGAGGCGGAGGCCUCGGACGGAGAGCCCAUGAUCUACUUUUCGUUUGGGACAAGAGAUACGCCGUGGCAGGACGUGUCGAAGUUCUACAGGCAGUGGUGCGACUUCGUCUCCGUCAAGAGCUUUGCAGAGAUGGACAAGUACCGCCCGCAAGAUGCGCCCAAUAGGCAGAUCCGCCGGGUCAUGGAGCAGGAAAACAAGAAGCUGAGAGCCUCGGCGCGGAAGGACUUCAUGACCGCUGUUCGCCGCCUGGCCGAGCGCUGCAGGAAGUGGGACCCGCGAGUCGAGCAGCACCAGAAAGAGGAAGCCGCGAAGGCGAAGGAGGCGGCCGUGGAGAGGGCGGAACGCCAAGAGCGGGACAAGGCUGACAAGGCCGCGGCCAGAGAGAAAGCACGCGCCGAGGAGGCCGCGAGGUGGGCGGCGAGGCCACCGUCGGACGAGGGCGAGGAGGAGGACGAAGAAGAGUCCGAGGACGAGGAGAUCUUGCAGUGCGUGGCGUGCCGUAAGACUUUCAAGACCCAGGCAGCCUAUGCAAGCCACGAGCGCUCGAAGAAGCAUCUGCAGAUGGUCGCGAAGUUGAAGCGAGAGAUGGAAGAGGAGGACGAUGAGGACACAGAUGAGGAGGGCCCAGCGGAGCCGGCACCCGCGCAAGCCACAUGUGCACCUGUGAAGGCCAAAGCACAAGCCAAAGCCGAGGACCUGUUCGACUUAGAAGCAGGCGAAGGAGGGGUCGACCUGAAGUCGUUGAUCGACGCCCUGCCGGCGACGUCGCGCCCCGGGCCCGCGGCGGCCUUAUCCGCGGAUGAGGACGCGGACAGCGCGGCCUCCGACUCGGACUCAGACGCGGGCCUGGCCAGGCUGGCCCGCGGGCGCACCGCCGCGCGGGCGUCCGCAGGCGCCACCCCGCCGACGGAGGAGGCCGCGGAGGCUCCGGCGGAGCUGGCGGCCGAGGAGGCAGCCGCGGACGGGGAGGAGGCGGGCGGGGUCAGCGCUGAGGCGGAGGAGGCUGACAGGAGAGCCCGCAAGCCGAGGCGGCGAGCCAAGGAUGCCACCCCCCCAUCGGUGCAGCCGGCAGUCGUCAACGGCGGCUAUCCUGUGGCAAACGCGAAGUGCGUGGACGAGACCACUACGUGCCGCACUUGUGGAGCAGCCUUCGACAGCCGGUCCAAGUUGUUCGCACACAUAGAGAAGAGCGGCCAUGGUAUAAUCAAAAUGACCGAACCGACUGGCAAAAAGGGUAAGACCAAGAAGCGAUGAGGCGGGGCGAUUGCUAGAUCGCCCGCGACUGUCGCAUGAUCUUUGGCACAGUGCAGCCGGGCUCCCGUUCCAAGUUUCACGCCGCUACUGCUUACACUUAAACGCUUUGCUUUCUGGGACCCCAGGAUGCGGUUGUUUUUUGCUCUUUCUCUCGCUCUCCUCAAGCUCCGUGGGGCCAAGCUGGCCAACCCUAGGGACAUAGUCCCUCCCAGCCCUGUUUAGAGGGCUCCGCCGGAGCUGACAUGUACGUCAGGCGGCAGAGCCCGCUGACGCGUGGCGUAAGAUGAUUCAGCUGGUGCGCGCACGCAGCGCCAUGACAUCGACAUCUUCAUCAUCUGAGUAUGCCUGCUGUUGCCUCCUCACCUUGGGCCUCACACCACAGUUGGGCUUGAGCUUCAGUUUCGGUAGUGCGUACUGCUGACCCAGACAGACGUUUGAUCGGGAGCG
Messenger RNA from Prorocentrum cordatum, 2134 nucleotides. The record is from the annotation of a GenBank genome assembly. NCBI's taxonomy places the organism in Eukaryota, Dinophyceae, Prorocentrales, Prorocentraceae.